Molecule: messenger RNA, 2246 nt
Organism: Eutrema salsugineum
Lineage: Eukaryota; Viridiplantae; Streptophyta; Magnoliopsida; Brassicales; Brassicaceae
Product: pto-interacting protein 1
Exons: 11
Coding region: 152-2056 (634 amino acids)
Biological process (GO): protein phosphorylation
Molecular function (GO): ATP binding; protein kinase activity
Source: RefSeq, a predicted model, not a curated record
UUAUAUUAAUUUAUAAAAAAAAAUCAAUUAAAUAAAGCCAAUCUUCUUUAUUUUUCUUUAAAAGAAGAGAAGAGAAGAAGAUCAGCAUUUACAUUUAAGAAAAAUUGAGGUCCUUUAAAUUAUUAGUUCUUUGCACAAAGGCCAAAAAAUAAUGGCAGUGGAGAAAAACAAAAAAGUGGAUAGUGUGAAUGUGAAGCAGAGGAACACUAUAUUGGUUGGAAUUAAAAUUGAUGAGAGUGGCAAAGAGAUCUUGAAAUGGACACUUGAAGAUGUUGCAGAACAUGGCGAUUGUGUUGUUGUAGUUCAUGUUUGUUCAACUUCUCAUCGUGCCUUGAAAACCAAGUCAUCGUUGGAUCGGUACUUGGAACUUUUUAGUGAAUUCUGCUCAACAAAGAAGAUUGAGCUCAAAGGAGAAGUUUUGAAGGGAAGUUCAGUUCAAGAGGUUUUAGUUAAAGAAGCAAAUAGUUACAAGGCUAUAUCCAUUGUUGUUGGAGUUAAACAUCAAAGAAAAUUAAGUCUAAAAGUAGCUAAAGGCUGCGCAAAAGAGCUUCCUCCAACAACUUAUGUUUUGGCUAUCUAUAGAGGGAAUAUAGUCUUUAGAAGUUCCAACCAUUACCACCUACCUCUUGCUCAAAAUAUGAACUCAAGACCAAUUUCUGAACUUUCUGAUGGAUUUUCAGAUAAAGAAAGCCAAUUGAAAUCCGAAGAAUCAAGCAGAGGGCUCGAAAAAACUGUCCAAGAGAAGAGGAAGAUUUCAGGAAGAUCGCUAUCUCUUCCAUCAGUAGAGGUAAUGGACCAGAAACCGGGUUGGCCAUUGCUAAGAACAACCACUUUAGCUACUCCUCUGGCUCAACAUCACACUCGUAAAAUAUCUGUUGUCAAUUGGGUCAUGAGCUUGCCUGAACGGUUUCCUCAUCAUCCGAAUAUGACUUCUCAACUGAGUUUAUGCGAUAAAGAAGUUAAAGACAUACUAAAGGAAAUAAACAGAUGGUUUAGCUACGAUGUUCUUAAGACAGCAACAUCAGAUUUCUCUUCAGAGAAUCUUAUCGGAAAAGGAGGAUGUAACGAAGUCUACAAAGGGGUUCUUGAAGCUGGAAAAGCAGUGGCGGUGAAGAUCUUGAAAUCAUCUUUUAAAGAAGCAGUGAAGGAUUUUGUUCAAGAAGUGAGCAUAAUCUCUUCUUUGACUCACCAAAACAUCUCUCCUUUGAUCGGUGUCUGCGUUCACUACAAUGACCUAAUCUCGGUUUACAAUCUCUCAUCCAGAGGAAGUUUAGAGGAAACCCUUCAGGUUUCUGCAGGUAAGCAUGUAUUGAGAUGGGAAGAGAGAUUCAAGAUAGCAAUUGGGUUAGGGGAAGCCCUUGAUUAUCUACAUAACCAAUGUUCUAAUCCUGUCAUCCACAGAGAUGUCAAAUCUUCGAAUGUUCUUCUCUCAGAUGAGUUCGAACCCCAGCUUUCUGAUUUCGGGCUUUCGAUGUGGGGAUCCAAGUCUUGUCGAUACACUAUACAAAGAGACGUGGUGGGGACGUUUGGAUACCUAGCGCCUGAGUACUUCAUGUACGGAAAAGUCAGCGAUAAAAUCGAUGUGUAUGCCUUUGGAGUAGUUUUGCUAGAACUCAUAUCAGGAAGAACAUCCAUUUCAUCUGAUAGUCCAAGAGGACAAGAGAGUUUGGUCAUGUGGGCAAAACCGAUGAUCGAGAAAGGCAAUCUAAAAGAGCUCUUGGAUCCGAACAUAGGGACUUUCGAUGAAGCUCAAUUUCAUAAGAUGGUUCUCGCCGCUACACAUUGUCUCACAAGAGCAGCCACUCAUCGACCUAAUAUCAGAGAGAUACUCAAGCUGCUAAGAGGAGAAGAUGAAUUAGAGAAGUGGGUGAAGAAAAUAGAAGAAGAUGAAGAUUGUUUCGAUGACGAGGUUUACCCCAAUUCGAACACAGAAUUACACUUAAGCCUGGCUAUGGUCGACGUGGAGGAUAAUGACUCUGUUUCAGUCGGCAGCUUAGAGAGAAGUAACAAUAGUCUCUUUUCUUCUUCUUCUUCCUCUCAGGAGCUUCAGUCGUAAGUAGGGUUUGUGCUUAGUGUCUCGAGUUUGCUUGAGGAUCACGUCAUCACUCACGAUCUUUACAAUCAAAUCACGCUAGAUAUCAUUACUCUGACUUGGCUUUUGCAACCGUUGUCGAAAAAGUUUUUUUUUUUUGUAUAGAUGAGAGGAGGAGAAAUACUGAUAAAAGAUUUCUAAUGAUUUCUAAGCU